This is a messenger RNA of Pelodiscus sinensis (Chinese soft-shelled turtle), 1603 nucleotides long. The record is from RefSeq and is a predicted model, not a curated record. NCBI's taxonomy places the organism in Eukaryota, Metazoa, Chordata, Testudines, Trionychidae.
CAAGUUGGGAUGGGAGAUUGAGGGUCAGAUGGCAGCUCCCCCAGCUGGGGGUGGUUGUGGGGCAGGGCCAGGCCGGGUAAUUCUCACGGACGGGUCGUGGGUCAUGGGAUUUGGGUAUCUGCAGCAGCAGCUGCUGCACCGGUGCCAGACGCUGGAUCUCACAAAUGUCAGGGCGGGGCACAGGGCAGAGCUGUGCAGGGGCCUUAGGGCUGAGGACACACACCUGCCCCUGCCCCUGCCUCCUGGGGCGGAGAGUGGACUCGGGGGCAGCAGGAGGCCUGGGAGGGGGACAGUGUGAGAGUGGUGGGAUGAGGGGAAGCCAUUGGGCAGAGGGGCAUAGAAUAGAUUCGUAGAUUGUGAUCGGGGGUGGGGAACCGCUUUUAAUUCAGUGACUGCUGACCUGCAGAAAAAUCAGGUGUGGGCUGAAAAAACCCACCAAGGCGGGCUCCCCAGUGCUGACGGGGGAGCCCUGGGCCUCAGGGGCCGGAUCCAGCCAAGUCGGACCUUAGGUUCCCCCCCAUCUAGAGCCUGUAGAGCACUGGCCCCAGGAAAGAAUUCUCCAGGACCCUGGAGAAUCACUCUCACGAUGAAAAAUGCACAAUUCAUCUCUAGUGUGAACUUUCUUCCGCUUCCUCCCAUUGGAUCAUGUGUUUCCCGUGCCUGUCCCUGCGGGCCCCCAUGCCUGUGCAGCAGAGGAAAGUGAAAGGCACCCCUUCCCACAUAAAUGUCAUCUACCAAGCCAAGCAGGAUGGACCGGCUGCUGACACCGCAGCUGCAGAAACUCCAUGGCGUCGCCCCGCCAUAAUCCUUACGCCUCUCUGCCUGCUCUUGCUGAUUCUGGUGAUUGUAAUGGCUCAGCGGGUUUACCAUCUGACCAAGAAAUCAGAGGAGCAGCUGGAGAUCCUUGAAAUAGAAAACAUCGUCCUCUCGGAGACACUGCAGCAGCUGACAACUGGCAAAGAGGACAACUGCAGCAUGUGUGAGGUGGGCUGGGACCAGUGGGGCAACAGAUGUUACUUCUUUGCCACGAGCGUCAAAACCUGGCACAGGGGCUUAAAAGCUUGUACCUCGAUGUCGGCCAGCCUGGUGAAGAUCGAAACGAAGAAGGAGCUGGAGUUCUUGCAACGCGAGACCUCCAAGCACUUCUACCCACGCCAGCGAGAUCGUUACUACUCGCCCUUCUGGACGGGGCUGACCUAUGACAAUAACAUCGGGAACUGGACGUGGGCAGAUGGCUCCCGCUUCUCCUUCCAGCUGUUCCAGGUCUCAGGAGCCAAGGGCUGCGUGUAUAUGCAGAAGGAGAAGUUCUAUCCUCAGAGCUGUGCCAAGCGGGACCUCUAUAUCUGCGAGAAGCUCGCCAAGUUUGGGGGCCCCUGAGAUGCAGGGCGGGUGCAGCAGAUGGAGCAGCAUUGAGGCUGGUGGGGAUCUUCCCCAUCUUGGCACGGCACGGGUGUCACAUGGAGGCUGUUCUGUACAACCGCACCGAGCACAGCCUGUCCAGGGGCCUGUUGCCAAAUUCUCUGUUAGUGAAAGGUUGUUGACAACAGUUGUAAGUUGCUCAGUUACUGACCCUGUUUGAGGCCGUAUAUAAAAAGCUGGUUCU